UUUGACUAGUCAAUCUGUCAGAAAGGAGAGUGGAAAAAGAUUCAAUAUCUGCUCCUGCAACAUAAAGCCGCUGCGUGCACGUGGGCGCGCGCGUGUGUGGUCUUCAGAGGACCAGCUCGAGUUUUUCAGCCAUAAGAGUUUCCCACCUAUGAUCAGACUGACCCCGUCGAUGCAACUGAUUGCAGGGAAAUCAUCACUGACCUUUAAAACUGAAGAAGCUUUGAACUGAAGAAGAAAACCUGGAGCUCAAGAACAGAUAGAAGAAGAGGAGGAAGAGGAGGAGGGAGAAAGAGCAGCAGAAGAAGAAGAGACGCUAAGACAGUAGAUCAUGAUUCACUCAAAUCACUCCAGCCACUCAGUCUUCUGCUGCUGUUGUGCUGUACAGACCAGGGAGAUCAGCACCCGCAUGGAGCUGGAGGGAAGCACAUCCCUGUGUUUCCAGAGCCGACGAUAUCCAGGACAAGCCUGCCGGGUCGACAGGUCGAGGAGGAGGCUGCCUCUCCCCCCUCCUGAAGACGUGGAUGGUGUAGGUCCAGGUUUGCUAAGUGUCGUCGCCAUGUAUGACUUCACCGCCAAGGAGGACACUGACCUCACACUCAAACAGGGGGAGGAGUACAUCAUCCUCCACAAACAAGACCAGCUGUGGUGGAGAGCGCAGGACAAACAUGGGAAUAAAGGAUUCAUCCCCAGUAACUACGUCACAGAGAAAAACAGAAUCGAAGCUAACUCGUGGUACUGCAAGAACAUCACCAGGACAGAAGCUGAGCAGCUGCUGAGACAGGAGGGAAAAGAAGGUGGUUUUGUGGUGCGGGAGUCCAGUCAGAAGGGAGUCUACACCGUCUCUGUCUACACAAAAACAUUAAGUGAUAAUGGAGAUAUAAGGCAUUACCAGAUCAAAAUAACAGACACCGGACAGUUCUUCUUGGCUGAAAAACACACCUUCAACUCCAUACCCGAUGUCAUACACUACCACGAACACAAUGCAGCAGGUCUAUUGACCAGGUUGCGGUAUGCAGUGGGGCCAAUGGGAAGGUGUGUACCCGCCACAUCAGGAUUCAGCUCAGAGAAGUGGGAGAUCGAUCCCAACGAGUUGACCUUCAUGAAGGAGCUGGGCAGUGGUCAGUUUGGUCUGGUGAGGCUCGGCAAGUGGAGGGCUCAGCAGAAAGUGGCCAUCAAGGCCAUCCGAGAGGGAGCCAUGUACGAGGAGGACUUCAUCGAGGAGGCCAAGGUCAUGAUGAGGCUGUGCCAUCCUAAACUGGUGCAGCUGUAUGGUGUUUGCUUGCAGCAGCGCCCCCUGCUGAUCGUGGCCGAGUUCAUGGAGAACGGCUGCCUGCUGAACUUCCUACGGCAGAGGGGCGGCACUCUGAAGGAUGCAUGGCUUCUGUCCAUGUGCCAGGACGUCUGUGAGGGGAUGGAGUACCUGGAGGCACACAGUUUUAUCCACAGAGACCUGGCAGCCAGGAACUGUCUGGUCAAUGAGCACAAUGUGGUAAAGGUCAGCGACUUUGGAAUGACCAGGUACGUUCUAGACAACCAGUACACCAGUUCUAGUGGUGCGAAAUUCCCAGUGAAGUGGUCUCCUCCUGAAGUUCUCCACUACAGUAAAUACAGCAGCAAGUCUGACGUCUGGUCCUUCGGUGUGGUGAUGUGGGAGAUCUACUCGGAGGGUCGGAUUCCAUUUGAAAACAGCAGCAACCUCGAUGUGGUUAAUGACAUCACCAGAGGAGUCCGGCUGUACCGGCCGUACCGAGCCUCGCAGCCGCUCUACGCCAUCAUGUACCGCUGCUGGCAUGAGACAGUGAAGAGGCAGAAAGGAAACAAGUGGAGAGAGGCAGAGAGAGAGAAAGAAAGACAGGCAGAGGGAGAGAGAGGUAUGACAUGCACCAAAGAUCCUUAGCUGGAGUAGAGUGCCUAAGUCCCCUCCCCUUCCGCUGGAUCACAAUGGGACCUUAUUUCAGAAAAAAAAUAUGUACGGUAGUCUACAGCAAGACACAACAAAUGUUAUGACCUGAAUUACACACAUUGUCAGUUUAAAAGAUAUUUCUGCAAGUCAAGAGAGUUGCAGUUUGUUGUAAAACAAAAUUAGAAAGACCCAAAAGUCACAUAAGUGAUGGCACACUUCUUCUCUCAAUGGCUGAAGCUAACAUUACUAAAGCUUAAGUCAAAGAGCUUCCAUGUGUAGAUGAUGUGAUAAAUGGACCAGGAGUUGUUGGAUUAAAUACAUCAGGUGAGAUAUAUUUCUGCGUGGGACAUAGCUAAAUUACCUAGCUUAGUAGCAAGCAAGCAAUGAAUUUUAGCAAGGAUUACAGUGUUAGCACUAUGAUGAUGUAUAUUGUACCAGACCAAAGAUGCAGUUCAUUGUGCGGUUUCACACAAAACAAAAUGUUACGUUACAGUUUUAAUAUAAAAUGUUAUUUUCUUUACUGACAAAAUUAUCUUUUAAAUUGACAAACAGCACAUUUGUAAUUCAG
Molecule: messenger RNA, 2471 nt
Organism: Micropterus salmoides (largemouth bass)
Lineage: Eukaryota; Metazoa; Chordata; Actinopteri; Centrarchiformes; Centrarchidae
Gene: txk
Product: TXK tyrosine kinase
Exons: 17
Coding region: 329-1897 (522 amino acids)
Biological process (GO): B cell receptor signaling pathway; T cell receptor signaling pathway; peptidyl-tyrosine autophosphorylation
Molecular function (GO): non-membrane spanning protein tyrosine kinase activity; protein binding; ATP binding
Source: RefSeq, a predicted model, not a curated record